AAAAUAACGUGAGAAUGGGAGUCGGCUGGAGGUUGCGUGUACUCCAGACGGUGAGGAGUUAGGGAGGAGGGUCUCUCUUUCUCACCGGUGCUGCUGUCUGCCAAAGGGCUAUGGAUGCAAGUCAGCUGCCUACCGUGGUCAUGGAGGCCAGUGGAGACGAGGAGGGAGAGGCUCAUAGAGUGAAAACUGAGUGCAUGAGGCUUACUGAAGAGAGAGAUGAGGCUGAAAGGCAGCUAAAGCACAUUAAAAGAGUUUCCCAAAUGGUGAUUGAGGAGGUGAGCGUGCUGCAGACGCAGCUGGAGAUUGAGAAGUCGUGUCGGGAGAACGCUGAAGCACUGGCUACCAAGCUGAACUGUGAGAACAGGAAGCUGAAGUAUCUGAGCCUGUCAUCUCGGCCAUGUCUGGAUGAGUUGCUGCCCAGUAUCUCCGACUGCAUCUCCCUGGAGGAGGACGCCGAGCCACAGGAUCACAGCCCGGACCCCUACGCCCAGUACCAACAGCAGGUCAAAGAUCUUCAGGAAACAGUGAACACUUUGCUGGAGGAAAAAAAGCAGUUAGCCUGUCAGUUACAGGAGCAGCAGAGGCAGAUCGAGGAGUUGACAGCACUUACUGAAAAAGAGCAAGCAGAGAUGAAGGAGCUUCACAAUACCAUUGAGCAACAAACCAAGACCAUCAAGAGAUUCAACAGAGUGUCCAUGAUGGCUGCUCAUGAAUACGAGGGGCUGAAGGAGCAGCUGGAUCUGGAGCAGAGCCUGAGGCAAAAAGCAGAGACCUAUGCACAUGAGAUGCUGGUGCAACAAAAAGAGGCAAACCGGCAGAGCAUGAUUCUCCUGCAGCAAGCAGACCCCAGUGUUCAGCUGCUCAAGGCUUUGGAGGAUGUGGCUAAUGUAACCAAAACACUGGAACAGGAACGGCUGCAGCACCAAGAGAAGGUAAAGACUCUGGAGGCUGAGCUGGAUCAGUGUGCCUUGCGGAAGCAACUAGCACAGCUGCAGAAACAGCUGGAGUUGCUGGAGGAGGAGAAAAAAGAGACAGAGGAGCGCUUGCAGGAGGAAGUGAAGAAGUGCAGCACCUUAGAAAGCAGAGUGAAAGAGCUGCAGGAGUCUCAGAGGACCUGUGUUUCAGCCUCAGGUCCAUCUCCUGGGACCGCACCUCCCCCUGCACCUCCUCCCCAGCCUCCUCCGCCUCCCCCACCCCCUCCUCCCCCUCCUCCCCCACCCCCUCCCUCUCGCUGCAACCCCCUCAGCUCCCUCAUUGCAAUCAUGAGGAAAUCCUCCAAGGGUGGAAAAGGCUCCCCGAAAUUAGAGCAGGCUCCAGUGAAUGAAGCUGUGGACGAUGUCAAAGUGAAGGCUGUCAAUGAAAUGAUGGAGAGGAUCAAACAUGGGGUGGUGCUCAGGCCUGUGAAAGGACAGGAUACAAAGAGAUUUGGCACAAAGCCGCAAAAUCCAGCCACUGAGGAGAAACACCAGGAGAGCGCAAUGGAGGAGCUGAAAGGCAUCCUGGACCCAGUGAAAAAGAGUCCCAGUCGUGGAUUCCAGGAAACAUUACCCAUUAAAAAGGACAGUGAACUGGAAGUGAUUCUGAGGAGGAGACGCAAGCAGGCCUGUGAUCCUGCUGCAGCAGAUGAGAUGGAUGGUCAGAUCAGUAAGGUCUCUUCAUCUGAUAGCCUAAAUGGUCGGCAUAGUUCUGACUCUGGUAAAGACACAGAUGGGCCGGGCAGCAGCUCCCUCUCGGGCAGUGAGGCUGGCUCCAGGACCAGCUCAGACUCAGGCAAAGAAGCAGCCACAGCCCGCAGGAGCUCAGACUCAGGCACAGAGCCUAGUGGAACCAAACAGAGAGCUUCUGUCCACAGGUCUCUCUCUGAGAAAAGGCCUUCCGAACUGGUUACCAACAGCUCCUGCACCCGAGCACAGAACAAUGAAGAACAAAAGAAGAGCAAGCAGCCUAAUGGAAUCAGCCACCCCGCACAGAACGAGGGCCUGCAGGCCACGCUCAGCUCCUCGGCAGACGGCCCUAACGAAGCAAAUGGCAGCAUGGAUGCUGAGUGUUAACAGCAAGCAGCACUAGCAGGACAGCUGCAGUAUUUGCACAGAAUCUUGUUUUGGUUUUUCACUUUAUUUAUUCCAAAUUCCACAAACAUACUUGGAAAAUAUUCAAUUCUAGGUAUUCAGUACAAAGGCGUCUGAUGCUGUGGGUGCAUAUCUACUCAUGGAUCACUUAGUAUUUAACAUUUUCUUUAGAAGCAUCCUGCAUCUCGAGAACUUAAAGGUAACCCACUCUAUUCUUGUUUUAAAAAUGAACAUUUGAUCCUAUGUGAAUAGUCUGUUUGAAACUGGGUCCGACCAGAACAAGUACAAUGAACUUUAAAAAACUCCUGAGAUUUAAAAUGCAGCGUAUGAAAUGCAUUGCUGACAAUAUCUUUCCAAAGGAAACAUUCAUACUCAGAUUUACCAUUCAGUAGGAUUUUUGAUUAGAAACAUUUCAUAACAACACUGGUCUUCUCUCUAUUUGAGUAGCUAUAUAUGACUCCUUUACUGGGGGUUACAGUAAUCAUUUUGAAAUUACCCAGCCACAACUUUAUCCUUACACUCGCCAACAUUUCUAUUAGUGCUGAAUGAUACGGCCUAAAAAUGACAUCACAAGAUGAUCUUUAUCUGAGCAUGCGCUAUAUGGUAAAAAAAGAUCUAGCAACACAAGAACUUCACAGAACACAUGCUAUUGACACUGUUGUUGCUGUUGAGAGGUUUAACCCUGCUGUUUUAGCCUAAUUACCACAAAACCUCAAGUUGGUCAUUAGCUCAUCUAGCUGUGAAGUGCCUAAAGGACAUUAAGGCCUUAAAACCUUGCUUAAAGGCCUUGUUUGCAAAAUGUAGGUCAAUAUAAUGCAAUUUAGCAUCAAAGGCCAAGAAUCCACCAUAUAACAUCUUUAUAUAUGUAACAUUUCUGACAUCCAGUUUCAUAUCGCAAUAACAAAAGGCUAUACAUCAUCGCAUUGCCCAGCUCUGCUUUCUAGAUUUUCAAAAGUGAACUAUACAGUAAAGAUCAUUGUUUACAAUGCAAAAACUCAAUCCUGAAUCAGUCUGAGAUCAGUACUGCACAUCAAGGUACUUUUGCUGUUAUAUCUGAGGCUCUGUCCUCAUAAGAUGCAAAUAUAAGCCAUGCAAGUGCUCUGAUUGAUAUGGAUAACCAUGAAGGAGAUAGAUGAGGGUCUAUUCAGUCUACCUCCUCCUAGACAAACUCACCUCCUAGCGUAUAUUUAAUUGUACAGGUUAUUUACAUCGUAAAAAUGUGAACACCCUUAAGGAGUGACAUAUUAUCCUCUAAUGUCUUCCACCUGUGUUUCCCAAGUUUUUUGCACUGCAGUGAAUUCGCUGCUUGAGGAUCGUAUGAUAGUUGCUUUUCACAUUUGUGUUGAGGUAGAGCUAGGUGGGCUGUGAGGUUUUUUAUAGCCCCCCCUCCCAAUUGAUGGAUGCUAUAUCAUCUGCUAAUUGUAAUGGUGUGCAAUAGCCAAGACAUUUAGUUCAGAUGAUCACUGAUUUCACAGAGUGAUCCUGCAUCAGCCUGAAGAGAAUUUGACUGCUCUUUUGAGGUUUUAUUACUACACCCACUGAGACCCGAAUUCUAAUGUACGUGGCACAUUAAAACUCUCUGUAUGGUUUUUAAGGUAAAAGUUAAAAGAUCAAAAUGAACUGACCCAAGUGUUUACGGCCUUACUGUAACACCAUUCGGUUCCUUUCCGCCUGCUUGCCGUGCAGGCUUAUCUCUGUAGGCUGUAAGAAGUUGAGGACCCACUUGGGAUUUUAUCUGACUGUUGUGAUCUUAAAAUGUGUGUGUGUUUUGAAGCUACAAACAAAUGAGUGCACCUUUUUAUUUAAAAAUCAUGUUAUUCUCCUGCACCGUACCUUUUAAACUGGACUGAAUAAACAUGAAAAACGACUA
Molecule: messenger RNA, 3939 nt
Organism: Pygocentrus nattereri (red-bellied piranha)
Lineage: Eukaryota; Metazoa; Chordata; Actinopteri; Characiformes; Serrasalmidae
Gene: shtn3
Product: shootin 3
Exons: 18
Coding region: 111-2051 (646 amino acids)
Source: RefSeq, a predicted model, not a curated record